Molecule: messenger RNA, 1664 nt
Organism: Diachasma alloeum
Lineage: Eukaryota; Metazoa; Arthropoda; Insecta; Hymenoptera; Braconidae
Gene: THG
Product: probable tRNA(His) guanylyltransferase
Exons: 3
Coding region: 562-1503 (313 amino acids)
Biological process (GO): tRNA modification
Molecular function (GO): magnesium ion binding; tRNA guanylyltransferase activity
Source: RefSeq, a predicted model, not a curated record
GACCGUAAACUGUGCAAAUGGUAAACAGGGGGUUUUUUGGGGGGAGGCAGUAUUACCAAACAUUGGUCUGUGGUUUGAAAGUAGGUAAUAAUACGUGGAGGAUACUAGAUUGACUGGGGUAAAUAACUGAAUGGAAUACAACUAUUUAGAAUUGACAUAAAAUAAUUAUAUUUGUCUGUAAAGUCUCAGCAGAAUAAAUUCUUCGUGUUUGGAUGAAUCAAGAGAACGAAUAGUUACCAAGGGUCAACUAUUCGUUCAACUAUUCGGUCAACUUUCACUCAAGGGUCAGAUCUUGGAUUUUGUCAGAGGAAAAGAGUUUGUCGACCUCGACCGGUGCCGUGCACGUAUAAGGAAAAUGAAGAAAGUGGCUAAUUGUAGGUUAUGCAUUCCUCCACUGGGCUCAGUGGAACAAUCUCACCAGUAACCUGUAAAGUAUUCAUAUACUCUAGCAACUGAAUGCAAAGAAUGCAACUAGUAACAGUUGUUCUCAGGAAAACACUUGACGAUUAAUUUUUAUAAAUGAUUAACCAGUGCAGCUGAAUUUAAUGUAUAUAAUUUCACAUGUUAAUUAAAACCAUUAAGACGCUAAAAAAUUCAUUAAGAAGAUUCAUAACAACCAGCACAAUGGCAAAGAGUAAAUUCGAGUACGUCAGAAAUUUCGAACACGACACCGUCUGUCUCCCAAAUUGUUGGAUAGUAGUCAGGCUCGAUGGAAGGAAUUUUUCGAAAUUCACUGAUGCCCAUAACUUCACAAAACCCAAUGACGCCCGAGCACUUGCACUGAUGAAUUCAGCAGCUGUUGCUGUCAUGGACGAGUUCAAGGAAAUUGCUAUUGCUUAUGGACAGAGUGACGAGUAUUCAUUCGUCUUUAAGAAAGACACACAGCUGUACAGUAGAAGAGAAAAUAAACUCCUGACUUAUGUGAAUUCUCUAUUCGCCUCGGCUUACGUCUUCAACUGGCCGAAAUUUUUUGAGGACGCACCCUUGAAAUAUCCCCCCGCAUUCGAUGCUAGAAUUGUUUUAUAUCCUGCUGAUGAGAAUUUAAGGGAUUAUUUGUCCUGGAGGCAAGCAGAUGUUCACGUUAAUAAUCUUUAUAACACGUGUUUCUGGAAUUUGGUGCAGAAGAAAAACAUGACGACGACAGAGGCUCAAGAAACCCUCAAAGGGACCCUCUCAGCCUUCAAAAACGAGCUCCUCUUCCAGGACUUUGGAAUCAACUACAAUAACGAACCAGAGAUGUUUCGAAAGGGAACAACUCUCUUCAGAGACUCGGUGAAAGACACUGAUGGGAGGACUAGACAAAAAGUUGUCUCGAUUUUCGAUGACAUCAUUGGAAAUAAAUUCUGGAAUGAACAUCCAGAGAUUCUUCAGGCUAGGAAGGCAUCUACGAUGACUCCAGUGAACAGUGAAAAUGGAAAUAAAAAGAAGAAAAGUAGACUCUCGAGAGAAAAGUCGACUGAAGAGAAUAAUGAAGUAGAGAAAAUCGAAGUGAAGUCUUCAUGAUUAUACAUUAAGUUUUUGUUAAUUAUGUAAUCAUGUCGCGAAUUUUUUGUUUAUAAUUGAGUUUUUUUAUAAUAUCCAUUUCCUUCAAAAUUACUAGUUUAAGAGUGAUUUCUUGACUGUUUCGUUAACUCAAUUAAGGACAAAAUAAAUUUUUAUAUCAA